Molecule: messenger RNA, 1354 nt
Organism: Cuscuta epithymum
Lineage: Eukaryota; Viridiplantae; Streptophyta; Magnoliopsida; Solanales; Convolvulaceae
Source: the annotation of a GenBank genome assembly
GUUAUAUACUCCACUAACCGAAUAUGCUGCAGAAUCCUUUACCUGUAUUACUUGUUUUUUCAUCACGCGGUGUGGCCGAGCAUAUCCUCUCAAAAUAUUCUUACCCCCGAUCUUUUCUUUACUCCAUAAAAUCCGCAGCCCAUAUAUGCUUUUCGUCAAAUUCACAUACUUCAUCAUUUCCGCCUGAAUAAAAUUGCACAGAAUUUGUAUAUCGAUGAAGUUUGGGAAACGGUUACAGCAGCAGAUCGAGGAGACACUGCCAGGGUGGCGCCGCCAGUUCUUGUCCUACAAGGCCUUGAAGAAGCUGGUCAGGGCGAUAUCGGCGGCUCAGCCGGCUGCGCUCGACGGGUCUCCGGCGGAGUCGACGUUUAUCUCUCGGCUGAACAGUGAGAUUGAGAAGUUUAAUGCCUUUUUCAUGGAGCAAGAAGAGGAUUUCAUUAUCCGCCACAGGGUUCUUUCGUUCGUUCGUUCUGCUCCUCUCUUUUUAAAGGAUCUUUCUACUACUAGAAUUGCAUCACAGGAUACAAAUAGUUGUUAAUAACCAGGGGCCAUAUCACAUAGAAGAAAUGAUGAACAUCAGGAAAGACAUUAUCGAUUUUCAUGGGGAAAUGAUUCUUCUGAUAAACUACAGCAAUCUUAACUACACAGGCUUGGCCAAGAUUCUGAAGAAGUAUGACAAGAGAACUGGCGGACAACUUCGCCCUCCUUUCAUUAAAAAAGUUCUUCAACAACCCUUCUUCACCACUGAUCUUGUUUCUAAAUUGGUGAAGGAGUGUGAGAGCACUAUAAACACCAUAUUCCCGGAUUCGGAAGAAACCAUUAAAAUGGGGUUGGGACAAGAGAAGGUUCCACUUAGAGGAGAAAGUAUAUUCAGAAACAAUGUUGCUGCUCUUCUCAAUAUGCAAGAAAUCAGAAAAGGAAGCUCGACUUAUAGUCACUUUUCCCUCCCGCCUCUUACUUUAACAGACUUUGAUCUCAUUCAGUCAUUGCAACUUCCUCCCCUUAUUGCUAUUCCUUGACGAUUGUACUUUAUAUGAUACUCAGCUUGACCAUGUUAAGCUGUUAACACUAAUGACUAUCCUUUUAACCUUUUUACUCGUUUCUUAGUUUUAUUGUUGAGGGUGCUAGAGUCAGAACUUGUUCAUGACACAAUUACACGAAGAAAAUCAGCUAUAUUGUAUGAGAAAAAUACCUUGUAUGACUAUAAGCUUUUAUGUUUCUGAAUGUAAUACUCAUAAUUUCACCCGAUGUGAUGGCAUAUAUGGUGUAUGCAUUCCAUCCGGCCUUUUACUUAUUUAUUUAUAUAUUCAUCACUCAUACUUGGAUCAUUCUAUAUGUGAUAACUUACCAUUCC